Molecule: messenger RNA, 1278 nt
Organism: Penicillium odoratum
Lineage: Eukaryota; Fungi; Ascomycota; Eurotiomycetes; Eurotiales; Aspergillaceae
Exons: 3
Coding region: 1-1278 (425 amino acids)
Biological process (GO): cellular response to oxidative stress; glutathione metabolic process; cell redox homeostasis
Cellular component (GO): mitochondrion; cytosol
Molecular function (GO): glutathione-disulfide reductase (NADPH) activity; flavin adenine dinucleotide binding
Source: RefSeq, a predicted model, not a curated record
AUGCUCCAUUGUAUCUGUAUUCCCAUGGAUCGAAGAGACCUUCUUACGAUUUCCGGCAGUUGUGUUCCUAAGAAAAUGACCUGGAAUUUUGCGCAUAUCAACGAGAUGACUGAUGCUGGAAAACAAUACGGCUAUGGGUUUCCAGAACAGGCCCCAAUAGACUACGGAUGUUUCAAGGCGAAACGAGAUGCUACCGUGAAGCGACUGAAUGGCAUCUAUGAGGAAAACUGGAGUAAAGAAGGCAUUGAUCUCGUACAAGUCCGAUACACAGCACCACACAUCCUCAUUGCUACAGGGAGUUAUCCAAACAUCCCGGAGGUGCGGGGCGCGCAACACAGCAUCACCAGUGAUGGCUUCUUUGAAAUGGAGAAACCCCCGUCCAAGAUCGCUGUUGUGGGGGGUGGUUAUAUUACUGCAGAAAUAGCUGGAAUGAUGGCAGUCGUUAAAAUUGAGACACAUUUGUUUAUCCGUGGCGAGACCUUGCUGAGGAAGUUUGAUCAGAUGAUUCAGAAGACUAUGAUGAACUGUUAUGAGCAGCAGGGCAUCUUCAUACACCGUCACCACAGAGGGUUCAGAGAAAUACAGUUACUUCAAGAUGGAGAAGGCAGCGAUAAGCUGCUGAGGCUGGUUAGCUACGACGGAUCAGAAAUGGUCGCUAAUGAACUGUUGUGGGCCAUUGGUCGCAGCCCGGAAAUCCACGACUUGCGCCUUGAGCGUGCGACGGUCGACUUGAUGUCUUCUGGUCAUAUCAAGGUUGAUGCCUACCAAAACACUUCAGUACCCGGAAUCUAUGCUUUAGGAGAUGUCACUGGACAAGCUGAGCUCACACCAGGUAUUUGCUAUUGCGGCAGGCCGUCAGCUCAGCAAUCGACUAUUUGCCCCCCCCCCCCCCCCGAGUUUGCGACUGCCAGGUUGUCCUACGAGACUAUCUCAACAGUCGUAUUCGCUCACCCUGAGAUUGGCUCCGUAGGGCUUACAGAGUUCACCGCUCGUCGACAAUUUGGCGACGGUCAGGUUCGAAUCUAUCACACGCGCUUCACUGCUAUGUUUUACGACGUUCUCAACGACGAUGAUAAGACAAAAUACCCCACCGAAAUGAAACUCGUAUGUGUCGGCACCACCGAAGAAGUUGUGGGUCUCCACAUGGUGGGUCUUGGAAUAUCUGAAAUGCUGCAAGGGUUUGCUGUGGCUGUGAAAAUGGGCGCGACUAAGAGAGACUUUGACAGCUGUGUUGCAAUUCACUCCACCAGCGCCGAAGAGUUAGUUACUUUACGAUAG